AUGGUACACAGGGAUUAUCAGCUCCGUUCACGGCGAAUAGCAGCAAUUGGUCCAUCACUGCCACCCCGACCUCCGCCUUCAUACACGCCGGCGCAACUUGCAAAGAAUCAGAUACUGGCAGGCAUGCCGAACACCUUUCCCAUCAGACGCACAAGGCGACACAAUCGAAGCAGAGGGCUGAAUCGAAGUGGGCAUGAAUGCUACAGACUAGCGGCGUUACAGUGCCUCCUCCAUCUCCCGAGAGCUUUGAGUUGGUUUCGAGAACACAAUGUAGUCCUCACAGAUACUGAUGCUAAUACUCGUGUCAAGAACCCUUGUCAUCUGAACCCAAGAAAUGUUGUUGCCGGAGUCAUAGGUGGAACGAAACAAAACUGUAUGGCCUGCAAUAUGAAGGGACUCAUCCGCCGUUACUGGGGAGAUUAUCAGAUGAACGGAGCAGAACCGCAGCCUCUUGACUCAAGCGAUGCGAGACUUCGUUUGAUAUACGAUUAUUCUACAGCAGACGAUCGGUUUGCACCUGAUGGACAAGGAGUCGAUCCACAGUGCGACGCCGAAGAAUGGAUGACCUACUUUCUAGAUAGAUGCCAAGAAGCUUGCAUUACUAGCGAAGCUCCAGACUGGAGGCCCGGUUACCGAGCACUCUUCCAGUUUGAGUUCGAAGAAGAACGCUUUUGCAGUGUUUGCGAUACGCCUAUACCACGGGUGUCCAGCGAUCCAACCUCUAGUUUCAAGCAACCCAGCAUAGGCUUCAUCAAUUGUCCAAUUGACCGCGCAAGCCCUGGUACAGUCGCAGACGCCAUCAAUGCCCAGCUGGUCGAACACCCCACUGGCGGAGCUGGCAUACGAAGGGAUUGCCCCAAGUGCGGUCCCGAUCAACUUUUGACGCGCCGCUUUCGUGUUGAGGCAGCACCAGAAUACAUGCUCGUCAAGUUCAACCCCGCGUACGACGAUACUCCGCCUCCCAAACCAGGCAGCAAAGUUCCGCCACCACCUGUUAUGCGCAAGAUCACCAACAAGGCUGAACUUCCUAGCAUCGACGAGAAGCUUGAUUUGACGCAUUGUCAGGUCAAUUCUAGUACAAAGUUAGAGUACAAGCUCGUAGCUGUGUUGCCGCACUCAGGUGAAGUUGGACAUGGCCAUUGGAUCGCGACUGUAAGAAACCAUCCAAGGUGGUAUAAUAUUAACGAUGGGAGUGUGAAUCAAGUGCCUUUGGACUUUGCCUUGUCGAACCCAGAGGUUGUUCCGACGGAUUGGAAUGGUACUGAGCAUGAGAAAGCGAAGAACGAUACUGAGUUUCAGGUGGUCGUUUUGAUGUAUGCGAGGGUACAUUAG
Molecule: messenger RNA, 1332 nt
Organism: Alternaria rosae
Lineage: Eukaryota; Fungi; Ascomycota; Dothideomycetes; Pleosporales; Pleosporaceae
Exons: 1
Coding region: 1-1332 (443 amino acids)
Biological process (GO): protein deubiquitination
Molecular function (GO): cysteine-type deubiquitinase activity
Source: RefSeq, a predicted model, not a curated record